Fukomys damarensis (Damara mole-rat) is the source of this 1498-nucleotide messenger RNA. It is a transcript of the gene Kat8, whose product is annotated as lysine acetyltransferase 8. Gene Ontology annotation, biological process: regulation of DNA-templated transcription. NCBI's taxonomy places the organism in Eukaryota, Metazoa, Chordata, Mammalia, Rodentia, Bathyergidae. The record is from RefSeq and is a predicted model, not a curated record. Gene Ontology annotation, molecular function: histone acetyltransferase activity. Bases 32 to 1408 code for a protein of 458 amino acids. The transcript has 11 exons.
GCGGAACUCUAGCGUCACUUCCGCUACCGCGAUGGCGGCACAGGGAGCAACUGCAGCAGUUGCAGCAGCUACUUCGGGGGCUGUGGGAGAGGGCGAGCCCAGCCCUGGGGAAAAUGCGGCGGUCGAGGGAACAGCCCCAUCUCCGGGCCGGGUCUCUCCGCCGACCCCAGCGCGCGGCGAGCCAGAAGUUACGGUGGAGAUCGGAGAAACGUACCUGUGUCGGCGUCCGGACAGCACCUGGCAUUCUGCGGAAGUGAUCCAGUCUCGAGUGAAUGACCAGGAGGGCCGAGAGGAAUUCUAUGUGCACUAUGUGGGCUUUAACAGGCGACUGGAUGAAUGGGUAGACAAGAACCGGCUGGCACUGACCAAGACAGUGAAAGACGCUGUGCAGAAGAACUCAGAAAAGUACCUCAGUGAGCUGGCUGAGCAGCCUGAGCGCAAGAUCACUCGCAACCAAAAGCGCAAGCAUGAUGAGAUCAAUCAUGUGCAGAAGACUUACGCGGAGAUGGACCCCACCACAGCAGCCUUGGAGAAGGAACAUGAGGCGAUCACCAAGGUGAAGUACGUGGACAAGAUCCACAUUGGAAAUUACGAGAUUGAUGCCUGGUACUUUUCGCCAUUCCCUGAAGACUAUGGAAAGCAGCCCAAGCUCUGGCUGUGCGAGUACUGCCUCAAGUACAUGAAAUAUGAGAAGAGCUACCGCUUCCACUUGGGUCAGUGUCAGUGGCGGCAGCCGCCUGGAAAGGAGAUCUACCGCAAGAGCAACAUCUCUGUGUACGAAGUAGAUGGCAAAGACCACAAGAUUUAUUGUCAGAACUUGUGUCUGCUUGCCAAGCUUUUCCUGGAUCACAAGACUUUGUACUUUGACGUGGAGCCCUUCGUCUUUUACAUCUUGACAGAAGUGGACAGGCAAGGGGCCCACAUUGUGGGCUACUUCUCCAAGGAAAAGGAGUCCCCAGAUGGAAACAACGUGGCCUGCAUCCUCACCCUGCCCCCUUACCAGCGCCGCGGCUAUGGGAAGUUCCUCAUAGCUUUCAGCUAUGAGCUGUCCAAGCUGGAGAGCACAGUCGGCUCCCCAGAGAAGCCACUGUCUGACCUGGGCAAACUCAGCUACCGCAGCUACUGGUCAUGGGUCCUGCUGGAGAUACUGCGCGACUUCCGGGGCACAUUGUCCAUCAAGGACCUGAGCCAGAUGACCAGUAUCACCCAGAAUGACAUCAUCAGUACCCUGCAGUCUCUCAACAUGGUCAAGUACUGGAAGGGCCAGCACGUGAUCUGUGUCACACCCAAGCUUGUGGAAGAACACCUCAAAAGUGCCCAGUACAAGAAGCCACCCAUCACAGUGGACUCUGUCUGCCUGAAGUGGGCCCCCCCCAAGCACAAGCAAGUCAAGCUGUCCAAGAAGUGAGCAUCCGUGCCCUUUCUAGACCUGUGCCUCUUUGCUCCUAGCUGUAAAUAUGUACAGACCUCUUUUGUCAUUUUUUAAUAAAGUAAAUUC